GUCAUUUUGGCAGCGUCGCACUCUGUACCUCUCUGGUCUGGACCUGUUUUCAGCAGGACCAUGGCCACUCUUAAUCAGAUGCACCGUAAGGGUCGACCUCCCCCACCUCGUCCAAAAAUCAGUGCCACUUAUGGGCAUCCACAGCUCAAAGCAGUAGUGCUGAAGACCAUGAUCAGGAAACCCAAGAAGCCCAACUCAGCCAACCGCAAGUGUGCACGAGUACGUCUGUCCAAUGGUCAAGAAGCUGUCGCGUACAUCCCUGGGGAAGGACACAACCUCCAGGAGCACAAUGUGGUGCUGAUACAAGGAGGGAGAACACAGGACUUACCAGGGGUCAAAAUCACUGUGGUCAGGGGCAAAUAUGACUGUGCACAUGUCGUGAAGAAGAAACAAUAAUUACUAGAACUGUGUAUAACUGCAUAUAUGACUGUAAUAACUUGGAUGCCAACAAAUAAACUUGGUCUGAAAUGUAAA
Molecule: messenger RNA, 474 nt
Organism: Cyprinus carpio (common carp)
Lineage: Eukaryota; Metazoa; Chordata; Actinopteri; Cypriniformes; Cyprinidae
Product: mitochondrial ribosomal protein S12
Exons: 1
Coding region: 61-396 (111 amino acids)
Biological process (GO): translation
Cellular component (GO): small ribosomal subunit; ribosome
Molecular function (GO): structural constituent of ribosome
Source: RefSeq, a predicted model, not a curated record